Fusarium fujikuroi IMI 58289 is the source of this 6201-nucleotide messenger RNA. RefSeq lists its product as uncharacterized. NCBI's taxonomy places the organism in Eukaryota, Fungi, Ascomycota, Sordariomycetes, Hypocreales, Nectriaceae. The record is from RefSeq and is a predicted model, not a curated record. Gene Ontology annotation, molecular function: protein binding. Bases 1 to 6201 code for a protein of 2066 amino acids. The transcript has 5 exons.
AUGGCUGAGGCCAUCGGUUUAGCCGCUAGUAUCGCUGGCCUUGUGCAACUCACUGGGUCUGUCUUCAAACAACUCAUCAGGUUCUGCAAGGAAGCCAAAGAUGCUCCGUCGAAAGCCCAAGACCUUGCCACCCAGACAAGGGAUCUCGCUGGAAUUUUCGAAAAUUUGAGACUGCUGGCUUCAGCGUUGGAAGAACGAGACUCGGGCCCAGCACUUAAACCACAGCAUCUUGAGUCUUGUCAAAAUACAUUGAAUCAGAUCGAUAGCAAGCUUGACAAAGCGCUAUCUGACUUUGAGGGUGGCAAAUCAGCCAGGCGCUUUGUCCGACGGCUGAAAUGGCCCUUUUCAUUACAGGAAACGAAAGAUUUCGUGGCCGAGCUUGCGAACCAUCGCGCCAAUCUUCAUCUUGCACUCUCUGCAGACAGUAUGGACGCUUUGAUCAAGAGUCUGGCUAAGCAGGAUGAGAUCCACAGCAUGAUAGAAAGGAGGAUCAGUUUUGAGACUCGAGUCGAGCUUAAUAAGAGACGCAAAGAGGUCAUGAAUUUCUUUCUGCGCGUGCAACCUCAGGACUAUCUUGAUGUUAGCCGCGAGCUGCGACAUGAAGCUACCGGGUCCUGGCUGACCAGCGACAACUCUACAUUCGAAAGAUGGAAGAAUGGAUCAAACUCAAAGUUGUGGCUAAGUGGUAUUCCAGGCAGUGGAAAGACUGUUCUAUGUGGGCUUGUCAUCGAGACUAUUCUUGAACAGAGCGAUGAUCUUACAGCAGUCUGCUUCGCGUUCUGCGAUUACAAGAACCCAGAUUCGUGUCUCCCCGAGAAUAUUCUGGCGGCACUUGUAGUCCAACUUGGUCUUCAAGGCGAAGAAGCCUUUGAUCUUCUCGAAGAAUACUUCGACAUGCUCCAUCCCGACGACAAGCUUCCAACCAAACCGAGAUUAGACGAUCUUGUGGAGCUCGUCGGAUGCAUGUCUGAGGUUUAUGAGAAAGUCUUUGUUAUAGUUGAUGGCCUGGACGAAUGCGGUGAUCAAGUAACUCAUAUGACCCGGUCCUUGAAGGCUAUAGUAGAUGGAUCUGAGAUUGUCAGUUCUGCCUUUUUUAGCCGAAAGGAAGAAGAGAUCCGCGAGCAACUCGCUGAGGGGUUUGAACAUAUUGAAGUUUCAGCUCAUGUGAAGGAUUUGGAAGAUUACACGCUUGCAGAAGUCAGCAAGCGCAAAGUCCUCAAGAGCAUCGAAAGAACGAACCCGGAUCUCUACAAAGACAUACUUCAUGCUUUGGUGCACAGAGCUCAAGGGAUGUUUCGGUGGGUAGCUUGCCAGAUCGAUCAUAUCUGCAAUCUUCCCAAUAACAAAGCUCGAAAGAGAGCCUUAUCCGAGCUUCCCCCAACACUGAACGAGACCUAUGAUCGGGUAUUGAAAAGAGUUAUGCAAUGCCCGCCCGAAACUCAGACCUGUAUCCGAAGAGCUCUCCAGUGGACAGCGUUGGGUUCACCCAAGAUGAACAUCGCGAGUUUAUGCGAAGCAAUCUCGUUUCAGCCAGAUAUGAACGUAUUUGAAGCCGAUGAUGUCAUUGAGCCUGAGGUUUUAUCGCGUAAUUGUGGAUGUCUGUUACGAAAGUCUCUGGACGGGAAUUACUUCGAAUUUGCCCACUUUACAGUCUUGGAAUACCUGGAGCAGACUGAAGUCGGUGACUUCCGGUACUCCGAAGAGGACGCUUACCGUUCGUUCGCGCAAAGGUCACUUGGCUACCUAUUGCUGCCACAAUUUGAUAGGGUGCCGACGAUCAUCGAUACAGUUGAGGAAGCCUACGCCAAAGAGAGGAACCAAAAGCACCCUUUCUACAAGGUCGCCGCCUAUACUCCUCUGGGGAUACAUAGAAGCACAAAUUCUUACCCUAUGCACCUGAAAGUCAUGGAAGAAGAAACGGUGCUAGAACUUCUCAAACGGCUGUUCGAUAUCCACAAAGGCGGCAACUUUAGGGCAUGGGUCCACGCGUUGUUGUCUGGGGGACAGAACGAAUUGUCGACUAUGCAUCAACUGUCAAACGGUCCACUGCAGUUCGCGGUGUUUCUGCUAAGUCCCAAGCUAUGCCAAUUUCUUAUUGAAUGUGGUGUCGAUGUGAAUGUGGUUCGAGAUAGUUUUACCCCACUUGCCACGACAAUCGCUAUGGAAGAAGAAGGAUUCCUCGGGGAAAAGAUGAAAGAUCCUCGUCUCAUCGAGCAAAUGAUUUUCAUAAUCAAUGUCCUCUUGGACAAUGGUGCUGAUACUGCAUUUGUCAUGGAGGGCCAGAGUUGCAUGGCUCACGCCAUCGGCUCAUUGCCUGGCCACUACCUUCUCCCAUUUAUCCGUCCAUCGUCUGCCGUCCCAGACGAUGCAGUCAAGGCUUUUUCAAACUUUGAGUGCAAGGAAAAAUCUGAUGACUUGGUACUCGAGGCUAUACUGCGUUUAGCUGUUGGGGAAGAAGCUUGUCCUCAGUGGAAACCACUAGCGGCCACUGCGUUGUCUUUUUCUCGUGGACGUGGCCUUAAUUUACCGCAUAUGGCUCUCAAUCCUACGGCUUAUAGCUAUAGCGACCUUGAGUAUCGACAAGCACUUGAGAUUGCUGCCAAGUUUGGACUGGUUGAGGAGCUGUCAACACUCAUCCUGGAUCCACGUUAUAGCGACUCUAUUGCUGAGCCGAGCGACUUCGAGCUGCUGAGUGCCACAGCUAGAAGUACAUCAGCCAACAGCGGCAAGAUAAUCGAGCUGCUUCUUGAGUCUGGUAUUGAUCCACAUGUCUGUGGUACCUCUGGGCAGCACUGUCUACACAUCAGUUGCGAGUCAAGCAAUGUGGACACCUCAUGGCAUGCAGCUUGCUAUAACGGACAAGAAAAUGUCAUAUCUCUGCUUCAGAGAGACGAUGAAAACGCCUUGGUGAAUCUCGCCACUAUAGACAAGGAUGGGCGAACACCCUUCUCUGCUGCACUUCACAGUAGCCAUAUCAAGCUAGCGCUGGUCUUAUUGGAUAUCCUACCAUGCGAAGCAAAUUAUUUUGUUUCAAAGGAUUCAAUAAUGCAUGUUGUAGCAGCACUUGGUUCCUUGGAGCUAUUGACUGCAUUACGAGAUAAGGGAGUUACAGACACGGACGUCUCUAACGCGGAAACAACACCUAUGCAUCACCUGAGCGCCACAUGCACUCCAGAGUUUGCUCGAUCCUUGGCCGAGCUUUAUGAUCCAUUUUGCGCUGACAACUCAGGGACGUUCCCAUUCCAAAUGUUCUUCGAGCGAUGGCUUCGUCACAACAUUCCUGUAAAGUUUGAUGAGACGAUACCCUUGAACCCCGAAAUGUUGAAGGUCCUCAUCCCGAAGGACAAUGACUUUUCACACGAUGGUAAGGUGACACACACCUGGCAACUAAUUUGUGCUGGUCUGGCCAAAGAGGAGAUAUGCUGCGAAGUUGAUACCUUUGUUCCCAUCGAGUGCUACUACUAUUUCUCCAGAGAUCUGACAACACUCGUCAAACAUGGUUUUCUUUCCUCGUAUGAGAGUACAAGGAAUACAUCUGGUUUGGUUCCUCUUAUGGGAUCUCUAAAGGAUUGGACAAGAGAUCAUUUUUGCUCAACAUCAUUUGUCACUCUUCUCUCCCAAGUUGUCGAGUCCUCAAAGAUCAGCAUCUCGCUUCAGGCUAUCGACGAUAGCUAUCAUUUCUUCAGGUUAGCUAUGUUGAGGGCCAGUCCCGAGGUUAUAGUUAAGCUUAUCCAUCUCGGUGUUGACGUUCAUCGACGGGUCCCUGAGGAUAUAUCAAGCAGCCCAAUGUCAUUAUUUGAGAUAGCGUGCAAAGAGGCAGGUCUUGAGGCAUUUAAGGCCAUAUUGGAAACUGUUACUUCUCAAAAUGUUAACGCAUUUCGUCCGACUGGCCAAAGCCCACUGGAGCUGGUUGUCAAAGGUUCAAGCCCAGAUAAGACAUCUCUGAUCAAAGCACUAGACGACAAGGGACUUGUUCAGUCGCCUACCGACCUUGCAACACCUGUAAUCAUUGAGGCUGCAAAGCAAAACGACUUAUCACUGGUAAAGUGCCUAUCGGAGAUUGGGCAUGACCUCUUUGCUGUGGACGUUCAUGGUUGGGGAAUCCCCCAAUGGGCUGCCACCAACCGUCAGCUUGAUAUACUCAAGUGGAUAGUUGAAAAGUCUUCUAGCCCUUCCCAAUGGCAACUUGCUCCUGCCUCCACCUGGACUAGUACGAACCAAGCAAAGACACAAAUAGUUGACCACCAAGUCAGUUUACUACACUUUGUAGCUGACCUGCCGGACUUCCUGUCGUACUUCUUCGAAAACCAGUUCUUCGAUAUCAAUAUCAGCACUCUCCACGGAAGAACAGUGCUUCACUAUGCAGCGAUGAGAGCGUCUAUGGCUUGCUGUUCGAUGUUGUUAGAUCAGGGAAUAAAUAUCUCUGCUCAGGAUAAAGAUGGGAAACUUGCUGUAGACUACGCCCUCGAGACAGGUUUCAACGAGGUUGCCUCGUUUCUGCUAGCAUCAGGCUCUCCUCUUCCCCGAGGCCAGGUUGCAGUUACAGGCGAAAUGAUAAAGGACUUGACUUCCAUUGAAGGACUACAGCUAGCCCGGAGACGCGAAUUCGAAGCUGCCAUUAUGAAUGGCAAUCUGGCGCAGUGCAAAGUGGCUAUCAACCAAGGGUGUUUUAUCAACCAGCCUUUGCCAAGCUGUCACUCCUGUACCCCUAUCUUCACCGCUAUAAGAGCCCAGAAGCCCGUCAUAGUCAAUUGGCUCCUUGACGAGGGUUCAAGCACAUACAGCUUCUUUUGUAACCGUCACCCGACACAAAAUCUAUUCACUCACGCUGUCACUGCCAUGGAGCCAUCAGCCUAUAUUGAGAAAUUGCUAACAACCGCUUUGAAGUCGCGAUCAAUCACACGAGCACAUCUUGUUGACGCCAUUUGCCAGAAUAUUGGCAAAAGGAACUUGCAUGUACUGAAGCUCAUACUGAACCAUCUCAAACAAAAUGUUGACGAAUAUUACAACGCCUGGAAGGGUGUGCUUGAUUCUGCCCUUGGUGGUGAUUCAGCUGAGCAGCUCAAAUCCGCACUGAUCAAUUAUCAUAAUCCGGUCGUUUUCCCGCAUAGGACGCCACUGCAAGUUGCAGCAGCAACUGGGAAUGUUGAGAUGGUGAAGUUUUUGAUUCAACAAGGCGCCCAUAUAAAUGUGUUUGAUAAACAUCACGAAACGCCUUUGAUCAUCGCGGCCAGUCACAACCAUGUCCUUGUUGUGACGGAACUUUUGCGACACAAUGCCAUUGUUGAAACGAGCAACAUGUUUGGUAACACUGCCAUGUCAUUGGCUGUUCUCAUGGGUCAUUUAGACAUUGUAAAGCUGUUAGCAGAAGAGCGGCCAUCUUCAUUGCAGUAUAGGAACAUAGACGGGUCAAAUCUCCUACUCAGGGCAUCGGAAGAAAGCUCAUCGCUGGCCACUUUCAAAUACCUUCUGUCAAAAGGGCUCGAUACUCACCAAAAGAGCGAGGACGGAAUACCUAUGCUUGCUUUCCCUUUGCUUCAAGGCAGGUAUAUCGACUAUUUAUCUCAAUCUCGGUGGCUCGAUGGAGCAUUAGCUUCUCCUGCGCCAAAACCAGACAACAUUCUCAACAACGCCAUCGUCUUUUGCACAACGAGCCAGAUCAAGCGGUUACACAAAUCGUUGCCACCGCGCGAUGCGAAUAUUCUUUUGAACAUGGAGAGUAGAUCUUAUGGGACCCCUCUCUGUCUAGCGGUAUUUCGAUGCAAUGUGGCAACGACUAGUCUGUUACUAGACCUUGGAGCGGACGUGAAUAAGGUAGGGUCUUGGUUUGGGACACCUCUCAUGUGCGCCAUUACCUUCGGGAACUUAGAGCUAGUAAAGCUACUUAUCCGACGAGGCGCCGGUCUGGAAUACGCUGACGAGAACGGGGACAUGGUUAGUGGACUUGAGAAGGGUCUCCCGUAUCCCAAUAUCACUCAGUGGUUGCUGGUUGGCAGAUUUCAAGAUCAGAAGAAGCUGGAAGACAAGGCGUUCUAUGGCGAAUGCGCUAUUAGGCCAUGGAGUGGUAGAACAGAGUACACGACAUUAUUGAAAGGCUCUCAUCGACGUCGAUGGGAGGAGUCGACUCUUGACUACUGCAAAAGACUUGCUGGGUUAAAGCGAAUAUUGAGAGGCAGUAGGGCUUUCGUGGAGUUUGUUUAG